This is a messenger RNA of Schistosoma spindalis, 3714 nucleotides long. The record is from the annotation of a GenBank genome assembly. NCBI's taxonomy places the organism in Eukaryota, Metazoa, Platyhelminthes, Trematoda, Strigeidida, Schistosomatidae.
CUUGGUUAGUUAUUAUUACUACCGUAACUUUAACCAAAUGGAAAAGCUCCUGAAUAUUUCAAAAUAAUCGAUUUAUCAGAGAAUGAUAGUACAAUAACUUGAAAUAUGGACUAAUUUACUGCUUAACGAAGAUAUUUACCUCAUGUAUGGAGGUAGUUUCCGUCGACUGAUGGACCAUACUCAAUGUUAAUCUUCUAAACAGUAAUAGUGACAAGUAUGGUUAUAAGGAUGAUGAUGAUGAUGAUGAUGAUGACUGGUAGAUAAAUCUGUUAACAAAUCAGUAUGGGAACCGUACUUUCAACAUUUUCCAACGAAGAUUCAUCACAAUAUCCAGUACAUUCACCUAGAAGACCAUUAAGUGAUGUGCAUAAAACAAAAGAAUUCAAGUGUUACAUUCCAUCUACACCACAUAAUGGACCUUAUGAUGAAUACAUUGAUCAACAUGAAUCAAUAAAUAAAAAUUUGAAUUUUGACCAAUAUGGGGAAGCUUUAACAAUACAACAAAAGGAAUAUGAAUAUAUUUCUGGCAAUCGUUGUGCAGAAUCGGAUAAAACUCACAAUCCUGCAAAUAUGUUUAGCUUAAAACGAUUGUUAUUCUCUGGUUUAUCACGUAAAACAAAAAUGUCUAUUAGUAACGGGAUAAUUCCAAGUUUAAGAACCCCAGAUGAUCGAAUUCACAGACUAUCUGUUAAAUCUGAUGGAAAAAAUGCUGUUAAUGGUUGUGGUGAUCAAAAGAAAGUUUUAGUUAAUUCAAAAAAUCAUUCAACGAUAGAAAUCCCGAUUUUUUAUUGUCACCAACAAAAGGAACAUCUUCCAGAAGAUUCAACAAAGUUAAUUAAUAAUAUACGGAAUAUUCAAUUAAAUCCUAUAUCUUCCUCAUCAUAUUGUGAUACAUCAAUUCCAAAAGAGGUUUCUCGAUUUGAAACUUUAGGAAUAACACAAAAUUCUUGUCAUUUUGAAUCCAGAGAUAUUAUGAAUGACAGUGUUAGCCAGGAGUAUCGUUCAUCUGGUCAAAACUCCCUGACAGACUUUAAAUCAGUUUAUCGGAAAGAUUUUAUAUUUCACCACAAUACUACUACUUAUAAUAAUAAUGAACAUCAUAAACAAUUAUCUGAGCCAAAUUCACGAUUGAGACAUCGUUAUUCGCACUGUUUAUCUACAGAGUUUAAUCGGAAAUGCUGUGCUACACACCAUCAUAACAAUAAUAGUAUUGGUAAUACCAUGCCAUAUACACCUAGCCUUGUUGAUUUAAGGUGGGUUGCAAGAUCUAAAGGUUCAAAUAUUAAACGUUCAAACGAACAGCUUUAUGUAAGUAAUUCACCUUAUUCACUUAUUGAAACUAACUCUACUGUGCAAAGUUGUCAGAAUAAUAAUGAUUACUUUUAUAUACCUACGUCUACAAUAUCAGAAAAAUCGUCUAAACAGCUUUCAACAUUCAACGAUAAUGCAUCUCCAGUGGACACUUAUCCAAGAGAAUAUCACCAUCCUAAUCCAACACAUCAUAACUAUCACCAAUAUCAAAAUAACCAAUUGAUAGUAGAACACAUUUCAAGGAAUGUCACUGAUACUUCACCUAGUACACGUAGUUGUUCGUUCGAUAUGCGUUUCCCCCUAUACAAUCAUCAUGAUAAUCAGUCAGGUAAACGAAACUCCUCUUUGUGUACUGUUAAAGAUAAUUAUGCCCCAAUACUUAUACCACCAAAUACUUCUACGCUCUCUGAAAAUAGUAAUAUUAAAAGUUUUAAUUUAUCUUGUGUACAUAACUGUUUAUCAGCUCAAACGUUUGAAAUCCCUGACAAUAAUAUACAACACAAUUACCAUAAGGAAACAAAUAAAACUGAAGAACAAUUAUCAAGUAAAUUUGAUAGACGUUUAACUGAAUUUAAUAUAGAUCUAACAAAUCCAUCAUCUCCUAUUCAUGUACAGAAUAAGGUCAAUCUAAUGGGAUUUGAUAAAUAUCGAAAUAUUACAAAAUCAAUAUCAUGUUAUGCUUUAAAACUUUUCACUCAUCAUAAUAACAAUAAUUUUUAUCAACAAAAAUAUAAAAAAUGUUCUGCUGAGUCAACUACAAUGACAAAAUCAUUUUUUCGAACAAAUAACAUUAUUUAUGAUCGUAAAUUAUCUAAAGUACGCUCUGAUAGGAAGAUGAGUGAUCGUGUGAAAAAGAACUCUUCUGUUAGAGAUAUUAGAGAAUUAAAAAGAUAUCAUCAACAGUUUGAAGAAAAUAAUACAAUUUCUAUCACAACUACAGCUAUGACAACAACAACAGCAGCAACAACAACAACGAAACCAGUAAGUAUGAUGAAUAACAAUCAAAAAAAUACUCUUAUCCCACAAUAUUAUAGAACUGAUGCUCAAUCAACAGAUUGCAUCAAGUGUUUUAAUAAUCGUAAAAGUACUGGAAAAGUAGAUGGAAUUUAUGGAAUGUUUGAAAAUCUAAAAUCUGAUCAUAAACUUGAUAGAUACUAUAAUAUGAAACAUCUUAGUCAUGACAAUCGUUGUUAUUACGAUACAUCUAUGUUGCAAACAAGUUGGAGACAAGAUGAAGUGAAAAAAGAUCAACACCAGUCAGGAAGUGGCAAGUCUAUUAAUAAUAUUUCUAAUACUACCACUAUUACUACUACUACUACUACUACAGCGCCUCAUGUUUAUAAUUUAUUUCGGCAACCGAUAUUUAAAGCAAGUACAAGUGAGUUAUUAAAAUGUUUAUCUGUUUUUAUUGUUGCACGUGUACAAAUGAAUUUACUGGAAAAUUCAAAUCGUUUACGUAAUUCUGAUUUACAUGGUAUUCAACCAGCAAUCAUUGUUGCAUGGAUUCGAGCUAUUGAUCGAGCACUUCUGUUACAAGGUUGGUCUGAAGUGGCAUUUAUUAAUCCAACUCAUGUUGUGUUUUUAUAUAUGAUGUUAAGAAAUUUUAUACAGAAUGGUGAUAUACAUACAGAACGUGAAUUGCAUACAAUCAUUAUGGCAUGUCUUUACUUAGCUUAUUCAUAUGCUGGUAAUGAAAUCAGUUAUCCGUUAAGACCAUUUCUUAUUGCUGAAGCAAAUCAAUUUGUAGCUCAUUCAGAUAGUGGAAAUAAAAAGUUAUUAUCGAGUACAAUGCAUGUAUUGACAUCAUCAUCAUCAUCAUCAUCAUCAACAAUAAUAACAACAUCAACAGGUAUAGAGAAUUGUUUAAAGCCAAAAGUAAUUGAUGAAGUACGCAAUCGUUUUUGGCAAUAUGUUAUACGUAUAGUCAAUGAAAAAUCUUCUGAAAUGCUUCGAAUUCAUGCUGAACCAAUAUUAUUUACACAAAUGUUUAAAGAAUUAACUUCAUAUGAUAAUAUUGUUAUUGCUAUGAAAUUAUUCUCAAAUCGUGAUUACCAUAUCAACAAUAAACAUAAUCAUAACAACACCAACAACAACAUGAAUGACAAUAAUGAUCGAUCUGGAUAAUAGAAAUUUAAAAUUCAUUAUCAAACAAAAGGAAUUGACAAAAUUGGUGAGUUUUUUUUAAAAAAAAAUAUUUAUUGUACCAUAUAAGUUUUCAGCGCCCUAUUCAAGCACAUCCUCACUCACAUAUUUUCAAGCUAACCUAUGGCUUUUCUAACUUGUACUCAAUACAAAUACCGUUUUAUUUACUUAUUUACAUAGAUACUCCAUUCGACUUACAAAAUAACAAGUUGUGUAUAAUAACAAUCAUAAAAACAAUAUACAGAUAUAUAUAUAUAUAUA